Messenger RNA from Spinacia oleracea (spinach), 900 nucleotides. RefSeq lists its product as uncharacterized. Lineage: Eukaryota; Viridiplantae; Streptophyta; Magnoliopsida; Caryophyllales; Amaranthaceae. Bases 1 to 900 code for a protein of 299 amino acids. The record is from RefSeq and is a predicted model, not a curated record. The transcript has 2 exons.
AUGAGGACUACAUCAAGGUCAGAGAGUGAGAAUAAUUUUUAUACAAAGUUUACCAAUCCCCAUCUCACUCUAGUAGAGUUUUACAUGAGAUUUGAGAGUGCAUUGGAUGCUCAAAGACAUACUCAAGGUCAAUUUGACAAUGAUUCUAAACACAAGCAUCCAGAAUGUAAGACUUCCUUUGCAUUAGAGAAACAUGCUUCUAAAAUCUACACUGUUUCAGUCUUUUAUGAUUUUCAAGAGGAGCUCGAGAUUGGUUGCUUUCACUGUGGACUUGAGGAGUACAAGAAAGAAAGAAAAUGGAUGUUUGAGAGGUUAGGGAUUCCUUGUAGGCACAUGGUUUGGGUGUGGAAGGCAAAGAUGAUUGAGUAUAUUCCUGAUGCUUAUGUGCUAAAUAGGUGGACUAGUUUGGCAACUAAAACGCCAAUUUUUGAUUUAGAAGGAAAUAUCUUGGAGGCAUGUGUUAACUUUGUUGAUUGUAAAAGAAUGUUAAAUGAGUUAUGGUCAGAAAUUCACACAUGUGUGAGUUUGGCUCAGGGUAAUGAAGAAGAUCUUACUGAUCUUGUGAAGAAUUUAAAAGGUUUAAGGUUAAACUUGGAAGCUAAGAAGAGUUCUAACAAUCAUGAAAACAAUGGUUCUCCUAGCAAAGCAAUAGACAUCGAGCUACUGAUUGGAGCUACCCUUCCUACUGAAAUUGUGGUUAAGCCGCUUAAAAUUUCAAAGAACAAAGGCACGGGGGUUCAUGUUCCAGGUACAGGUAGUGACAAACGAUUGAAAGGUGACAAGGAAAAGGCAAUUGAGCAAAGCCAAAAGAAGAAAAGGUUAUGUAGAGGUUGUGGAGAGCUUGGUUACCAUGAUAUCCGGAAUUGCCCACAUAAAGUGAAAGAAAAUUGUAAGUUAUAA